This is a messenger RNA of Toxotes jaculatrix (banded archerfish), 6188 nucleotides long. It is a transcript of the gene trim66, whose product is annotated as tripartite motif containing 66. The transcript is spliced from 19 exons. Gene Ontology annotation, molecular function: protein binding; zinc ion binding. Lineage: Eukaryota; Metazoa; Chordata; Actinopteri; Toxotidae. The record is from RefSeq and is a predicted model, not a curated record. The coding region runs from base 297 to 4121 and encodes 1274 amino acids.
GAGACUUGGAAUCUCCAAAAUUUUGGCCGGGCCAAAGAGCGACAUCCGAUGGGGAGGAUCGACACUCGUAGAUGCUCGGGUCAAGUGAGGGGGUCCUACACAUGGAUGAACUGGGGGAGGAGGGAGCACAGUGAGGCUGUCAUGUAAGCCGUCUCCUCUGGGGCCACCUCUUGGUGCGCACUGCUUCCUGCCUUAGGUAGGAGCCUCAGUGUUUCUGCUGCUGAGGCAUCAGACUGCUCGCUCUCUUCUCCUCUCCCUCCCACUGAGAAGUCAACAGCUCUACUCAAAGCACUGAAAUGGAGAAGAGCUGCUCCGAGUGCUCAGAGCCAACACUUGCACAGAGUCUGUGUACGCUCUGCAACAAGUGGUUAUGUUACAAGUGCACAGAUGUACAUCAGCAUCAGAGAGCCCCUGCCACUUCCCAGUACACAGACUUAUACCAACAGCAGAGGCCCAGUGCCAACCAGUGUCCUGACAUGCACCAGAGAGGCUCCAGUUCCCUGCCACCAACUGGACAAGGCCCGGGGUCGUAUCCUUGUUCCCUCCUGAUGUGCCACUCUCACAGACAGGAGCCCUUGGAGCUGUUUUGUGAGUCAUGUGACCUUCUGUGCUGUAGCAGCUGCCACCUGUCCUCCCACAAAAACCACAGGGUGGUGCAGAUUUGGAAGGCCCUACAGGAUCAGCAGUGGCUGUUUGAGAGCCUGAUGGUGCAGGUGGAAGAGAGGAGGUCUGCAGUGGAGAACAGUGCUAAACAGAUAGAGGGCAGACUUCAUGGAGUAAAGAUUGCACACAGGAAGGCAGAGAACCAGAUUAAAAUGGCAAAGAUGAUUAUGAUGAACGAGCUUAACAAACGAGCCAACCUAUUAAUAGAGCAACUGGAGAAAAUCUCAGAGGACUUCCAGCAGCGUCUGGAGGACCAGCUGCAGGGGGCAAUAGAGAUAUGUGGCCAGCUGGACCACGUUCAGAAGUUCAUCACCUGGGCUACGACCCACCAUUGCAGAGGCCCGGUGCUCUUCAGCCGAGCUCUGAUUUCACUCCAGAUGCAACAACUGCUUGAACCACCACUCCACUCAGACUCUUGGAGUCCUGUCAAGAUCAGAUUCAACUGGGAUGCUAGUUACUGGAUGAAGCAGAUUUCCUCUUUAGGCCAGCUGACUGUUGAAGGGGGAAACUGCGCUUACCCUCAGGGUUUGGCCUGCUCCAGCAUUUUGAGGCCUCAGCCCAUCACCUGCUUGGCUUUGCCAUCGGUGUUUCACAGAGGACGAGAGCCAGGCUGUGGGUACCAGGCCUGCUGUGAGCCCCAGAUGUGUUGCCUGCAUGGCAUUCCCCCUCAGCCAGAUCUGCCCAGUCUGGACAAAAGCCAGCUGGAAGCCACACUUUAUAACUCCAGCUGUGUUCAGCCUACCCUUAUCUCUGCCUCCCUGCAACAGAACCAGCAGCUCCAGAGGUGCUGCGACACAGAGAGCUCUUCACACUGUCCUCCCCCUACAUCACCUGUCCCGAUCAUAGGAUCCAUCCAGCUCAGCUGCACUCGAGGAUCCACAUCCCAACCACAAACUGCUGACUCCCAACUCAACUCUCUGUCUAAAUCUUAUCUCUCUUAUCACCAACACCAGAGAGAGAUUCUUCUAGACAGCCAGGCUCAGCUAAGUGCAGACCGUGGCAGGCCAGGCCCGUGCCAGGGGAAGCUGGCGAUUAGCACAGCUCUGCAGCAGGAGCUUGGCCACACAGCUGUGAACAGAGAUGUGAUGACAGAAGAGAGCUGGGAGGACAGAUGCAGAGUGGAGGAGACUUGUGGUCACACAGCAGUGGUUGAAAGCAGAGAGCUGCUGGGUGAGGAGCUGCAGCAGGACAGGAGUGAGCAGAGUCCUGUCCAGCAGCAGCGCCGUGUUUCUCCAGCAGCAGAGCUCAGAAAAGAGCAGCAGAGGACCAGAUCUGCACUGACAGUCAGAGACCACAGGGAUGGCAAGCCUGAAUCCUGCAUACCUUUCCCAAGGGGCAUGGAUCAGAGAUCUACAUCCCUGGAGGUGUCAGUGACAGCCCAUGACUGUGUAUCUGAUGUGCAGAGCAGCAGGCUCAGCCCUAGUUCAGUGUGCACGAGGAGGAAGAGACGCUCCCAGAGCAUCCCAGCAGAACUGGCAGCCCCAUCCACCAGCCCUUAUACUGAAAAGCCCACAGGAUGCACUCACAGCCUAGAGGCAGGAGCUGCAAACAAGUAUACCACUAUGGAUCCCAGACAGAGGAGAGCUUCAGAUGGGCUGCUUUGUGUUGUCAAGGAAAGUUCGUCUAACACGUCCCCGCCCAGAGGCUACCAUUCUCCUCUGCUGUCCUAUAAGACAGAGCCAGAUCAUUCUUUUACUUAUGUAAAUGAAGAGAUUGAUUAUGAGGCCAAGGAGAAAUGCAGGGUGUCAAGAAACGGACACAACAGUAACAGAGACGUUCAGAAGGACUCAGGAAGGCCCAGGGUUCCAGUGGUUUGUUUAGAGCGUCUAAAAAUACUCGUCUCUCAGCUCCCCCCACACGGACGACAGCAGAGUGACCCUUUACCUGCCAGCACGAUGGAGAAGAGCGAAGCUCUCCCACAGCAGAGAACCUGGCAUGAUGCAGUACCUCAAGGGACAGCUGGGGGUUCUGAGACCAGGAGGACCACACGUUCACUCACAGCGCCACCAUAUGCUACAGAAAGACAAACUCGUAAUCAGUCUACCACACAGUCAACCAACAGUGAGUCUGACAGUAAAGGAAGAUUCAUCUCUCUUAAAGCAUCCACACUGCCCUCCACAGACCCUAAAUAUGUGCCACAGAGUUACUCUGCACUGGAUCUGGACUCUGACUCUGAUCCUAGGUCAGUCUCAGAAGAUGUAGUUGUUUCUCAGGCUGAUCCAGACCCACAGAUAGACUCUGAUGUAUCACCAGAUUCUGACCCAAAUGCACAGUCUUUAUCUGAGGCUGAACUUGAAUCUCUGGCUGAGGAGAAAUCAGUGGCUGCGAGAGAAAUGGGGCUCUGUGGUGAGACUGAUAUUGCAGGUGACUCAGACCCAAGUCUUGAAUAUGAGGCAGACCCAGAGUCAGAUGCAGGAGCAGGAUCAGAAGAUGGCCAGGGGCUGGAUGCUGAUGCAGAGUCAGGCGAUGCUGAAACAGAGUCUGACAUUCAACCUGAAUAUGAUCCCAGUUUUCAGGCCGACACUGAUUCUAACACCAUGUCCGAUCAGCCUCCGGACUCUCAUGGCUCCGUGGAGUCUGAGCUUGACAUUUAUUCUGAACCUGAACUGACAACUGAUGACCCACAACCACUUCGCUCUGACCUGGAAGAGGAGGCCGAUGCUGUACCUGGUCAGAGGCCACUUCUGAUCGCAAACCCUGUACCUCAGAGGGGGACAGGGGAAGUCCAGCCUGAACAGGACAAUGCAGAGAUGGAGAGUGAGGACUUCUGCGCGGUGUGUCUGAUCGGAGGAGACCUGCUGUGCUGUGACCGCUGUCCAAAAGUCUAUCAUCUGUCUUGCCAUAUCCCGUCUCUGCUUAGCUUCCCCUCAGGUGACUGGGUGUGCAGCCUGUGCAGAGAUGUCAUGCAGCCAGAGGUUGAAUAUGACUGUGAGAAUGAAAGAGCAUCUGGAGAAGACAGAUUGGCUCACGGACUGUCUGCAUUAGACCAGAGAAAAUGUGAGCGGCUGACUCUUCUGAUCCUCAGUAACAUCCUGAGUGCUCCCUUCCAUGAGCCCGUCAGUCCACUCGCGCGCCAUUACUACCAGAUCAUCAAGAGGCCAAUGGACCUGUCUGUAAUCAGAGCCAAACUCAAUAAGAGGAAUACUCGAUAUUAUAACUCACCGGAUCAGUUUGUUGCUGAUAUGUAUCUCAUGUUCCACAACUGUGCAAAGUUCAAUUAUCCUGACUCUGAGGUGGCCCAAGCAGGCCGCAGCCUCGAGGCAUUCUUCACUUCCAAGCUGAAAGAAGUUUUCCCAGACAGAGUUUUCCCUGCAGCAGAGGCAGACUCUGACAGUGAUGAGUAUGAUGAGGCCUACAGAACCGCAGAGAGUGGUUUCCCCUGGCCAGAGAGGAGGGAGCAGUGCCACAGGAAGAGGAAGAGGAGACACUCUCUCAAGUCGAGGAGGCAUCACUUCUAACCAGAGGUGAAUGGAGAGCAGCCAUGGACACAAAUAUGCCAUAUUUGUGUGUAAUUAUACUGUUUAUAUUGUGCAGCUUGUGGUGCUGUAACAGUGUCUCCAUUCUGUAACCUGAAAGCAUCCCUCUCUGGGGUUUGCAGUAAUAUCACAUUGCUGCCACCUGAUGGCAGCUCAACAUACUGAAAGAAUAAUAGAUUUGAGUAAAUUUUUUUAAGAGUUCAACUGAUCAGAGGAGCAGAGAGUGUAAAAAAAGCAAUCAAAAAAAGUUUAGGUUACUAAUUAUAUGCUAUACAUUUGGAACCAUAUCUUUUUGGAGAAAGCCAAACAGUUUGUUGAGUUGCUUCUGCUUAAAACAAGCUAUAUACGUGAGGUGAUGCUGCACUGAAAAUUACUUACUGUGUUUACAAUUAGAUCUCCUAAAAUCAGACACCUUACGUUAUAUGCUAUGUAUAUUGUACAAAAAGGAUGCUGUAGUUGGAUGUUCAUUAAUCUCACUUUGCAUCUUUACUAAGUGGUACUUUUUUUAGGUGAACCUAGGCCUCAUUAUACACAUCAUUAUGAAACUUUGAUAUUAGUAAAUUCUGUAUUUACCAUAUUCGUAAAUGUUCAACAUAUUUAUACAUGUGCAACUGUACAGAACUUUAUUUUACUAUAUUUGUCAUUUUAAUUAUUAAAUUAUUGCAGGCAAUUAUCAUAGGUGUCUCAGUAGCUUUUUUUGAAAAGCAGCAGUGUCACUUCCAUUGAGUUUGUCUCUUUGACCAGAGCGAUACAGAGUGUGAGGGACUGAGGGCACUAUAACUGGAACUUAGCAGGGAAUAUGUAUUUUCAUGUUUGUUAGAGGAUUUAAUAUCUAGAUCAAGGCAUCCAAGGAAAUUUUAAUUUUGCAUUUCACCAGAAAUUAAGUUUGUGGAUACAUUAUGUAUUAUUUCUGUUCUGCUUGUGUUUCAGCAAAGUGUUGUACUCUAUUAUCUAAAUAUCUCAGGCUGAAUAAGAGAGUAAGGAACUGAUAUCAUUCACAGUCCUUGCUUUGUAGAGCCACACUGUUGAGAGGAAAUACGUAAUUUUAUAAUCCGCACUGUUGUAGCUCAUUUCCUGUUUUUAAAUAUACUUUACUUGCUUCCUGCUGCUUAAGGUAGACUUUACUUGACUUUUACAGUAAUUAAUGCACAAAUAAUUGUCUGUAUCGUCUUUGAUCAUUCCCAAGACUGGUGAGUAUACAGUAUUCCUGUAUGUAAUGUUACUACCUUUUAAAUCAGUAGAUGUAAUAUUUCUUAUUGUAUGAGGGAAAAUGGAUAAACUAUUGUUACUGUCACUGUUUCAUGAGAAACAGUUUCUGGUUUCUGGUUGAUUUUUUUUUUUACUGUAACAGUCAACAGUAAAUGCACUUAAAUCAAUAUCAAUAAAAUGUAUUCAAGACAAAAUUUUAAAAAUUAUUUCCCAUCUGCCAUUAAUAAUCACUGUAGGUUAUAGGACGAACGAAAGGAAGAGAAAACUGUUUUGUUAGCAUAGGUUUACUAUAAAUGUUCAUCUACUGUAUGAAACCAGCACUCAGUAUGUACUGCAGCCAUUUAUAGUUGGACUACAUACUCAUUUCUGUAUAGUUUGAACUCUUUCAGCUUCUUUCCUAAAAGCUACACUAGCAAACGUACACAUCCUUUAAAAUAAAGUUCAAACAAAUUUCUCAGCAAUUUAUUUCACCUUUAUUUACUUUGGAAGGUGGUGUAUCUUCAGUAGUUCAAAUAUUAUGAUAAAUGUGACAUUUCAUUCUAAAUUAAUUUCAGCACUAUAAGAGGUACUCAAAUCCUUUUAUUUGGAUGUUUGGGGGAUCAUGAAUAAUACAUGAUUUUUGGCUCCCUGUGAAAACAUCUUCUGAGGUUCAUCUUCUACUUUAAUUUCAUUGUGUCGUCUCUGAUUAAACUCAAUGAUGACAAACCGAGGGUUUGUGCACAUUUCAUAGCAAAUAGGGCACAAGUUGCAUGCAUAAUGUCUUUUUGAAUACUGCUAAAUAAACACAUGUAGUAAAUAACAGCAAAUCAAUAUCCCUGCAUCAUUCCUCCUAAAAUGAAG